AUGAACGCAGAAGAUCUGGUGAGUAUACCGGUUCCACGUCGAGCUCACGCCCUGGUCAACACGGACGAGUUCUAUUCAUCAGGAAAGCAGCACAAGCGGCGCCAGUAUCUGUGCAAAGUGUGUUCUGCUUUUGCAGACAAGAACGCAAAAUCGUUUGAGUCUAGCUACCUCUGCCAGAAAUGCAGCAAUGUUUAUGGCGGGCGAGUACCGCUGUGCGAUAGUAUUCGACGCAAGGAAGAGGGAAACACACGCACCUGCUACGAGAUCUGGCACGAGGUGUGGAACGACGGCAAAGCGAAUCCUCCGGGACUAAUAAAGAAGAUCAGGUUCCGCAAACGAAAAGACAGAGAAGAAGACUGA
Messenger RNA from Phytophthora nicotianae INRA-310, 360 nucleotides. RefSeq lists its product as hypothetical. Lineage: Eukaryota; Oomycota; Peronosporomycetes; Peronosporales; Peronosporaceae. The transcript has a single exon. The record is from RefSeq and is a predicted model, not a curated record. The coding region runs from base 1 to 360 and encodes 119 amino acids.